GCCAUUAUUACUAACCACAUAAAACUGGUGCUACUGACUUAGCGUACGUUGGUAACAGUAAUGUUAGCAGUCGCUAAGCUGCGUUAGCUAAUUCAGGUUUUCGAUCUACUGGUAUCACAUAUGUGGACAACUUGACGUGGCAACUUGGUUGUUAACAUUUACCAGUUUUGAAAAUGGUGUCGUCACGAAUGAGGCCUUUUUUCCUCCUUUAACGUGGUCCCUAAAUGUUAACUUAUCAGGUGGGGCUGUGAGACAUUUAAACCUCCCGCCCGGGCCACGUAAUGACCACGCUAGCAAUAGUGAUUUGUAAACAAAGUGGGCUUCAGUGUUGCAGAUCCACGUCGUGUGAUGGAUACACCACCAACGCGAGAGGGAGGUCCUCGCAGCUAUGUCCACAACCAGAGCCAGGAGGCCGACUCACCUCUGCCACCGAUCACUGAGCGUCUAGCUUACCUCCGGCCAUCUCGUGAAUUGCUGGAGUUCUACAGGCAGAAGGUGGCUCAGUUUGAUGGGGAACAUGAGGACCUUCUGCAGAUGCUGGAGAAAUACAGAAGCACCACAGACGAUCAGCAUAAGAUCCAAUGGGAAGUCCGGCAGCGUGAGGGAGAGAUCGCAGAGCUUCAGAAGGCACUAAGCGACAUGCAGGUCUAUCUCUUCCAAGAGCGAGAACAGGCACUGCGCCUGUAUGCUGAGAACGACCGCCUAAAAAUCAGAGAGUUGGAGGACAGGAAGAAAAUCCAGCAUCUUUUGGCUCUGGUGGGUCCAGAUGUAGGGGAGAUCACUUACUUUCAUCGAGAUCCUCCAAACAAGGUCACAGUUCCCCAGAAGAAGGUGCAGCCAAGGCCUCAGGAUCAGUGGAAGGUUUCAAAAGCAGCUUCUAGAGAGGCCAGUAAGAAGCUCUCCAAGGAGGGACUGGAGAGUGCAGAGCAGUACAAGACAGACAACCAGACCUUACUACUGCAGGUGGAGGCGCUCCAGGCCCAGAUGGAGGAGCAGACCCGUCUGGCCAAAGAACAGGUGGAGUCUCUCCUCGAGGACCGGCGCAUCCACGUGGAGGAGGCUCAGGUCCAACACCAGAGAGACCAGGACCGCAUCACGGCUCUCACCAACAAGCUCACGCGCACACAGACCCUGCUGUAUGAGAGCACCAGGGACUUCUUGCAGCUGAAGUUCGAGAGCCGCACCCAUGAGAAGAGCUGGGUGACGGAGAAAGACCGGCUCUUGCGGCAGCUUGACACCUGCCACGAGAAGCUUCAGAGUGGCCGCGGAGGACCGGACAGAUUGGGACCGGCCACUGCACCGCAGCGCUUUGCCCAAGCCCCGCCGGAGUCACAGCAGAUGCACCAGGAGGAGAUUCGGGCACUGAGUGAGGAGCUGAAGCAGGCCCACAAAUUGGCCGACAUGUACCGGGAGCAGUGUGUGGGUUUAGAUACAGACCUGGCACAAAUCAGAGAGGAAGGAGAUGUGGGUAAAGAAAUCUUCCAGGUAUGCCAACCAGCUUUUACCCACCUUUUUAAGUCCGAGCACAAUUAA
Clupea harengus (Atlantic herring) is the source of this 1533-nucleotide messenger RNA. RefSeq names its product coiled-coil domain containing 77 (gene ccdc77). Gene Ontology annotation, cellular component: centrosome. Lineage: Eukaryota; Metazoa; Chordata; Actinopteri; Clupeiformes; Clupeidae. The record is from RefSeq and is a predicted model, not a curated record.